Messenger RNA from Aphidius gifuensis, 2496 nucleotides. RefSeq names its product toll-like receptor 4. The record is from RefSeq and is a predicted model, not a curated record. The transcript is spliced from 2 exons. NCBI's taxonomy places the organism in Eukaryota, Metazoa, Arthropoda, Insecta, Hymenoptera, Braconidae. Gene Ontology annotation, molecular function: protein binding. The coding region runs from base 1 to 2496 and encodes 831 amino acids.
AUGAAGGAAUCUAUAAGUUUAUGGAUAUGGAUAACAUCUAUAAUUAUCAUUCGACUUCAACACAUUUCAUCGAGUAUGAUCUGCAUGAAAUUAAAAACGAUUGAUCGAGUUUGUAAAACAGAUGAAGGUAAAUUGAUACCAUAUAAACCAGAAUACAUAAAUUCAAAAAAUAAUCCAGAAGAAUCAGUUGAAUAUAAAGAUAAUUCAAUAAAUAUUAUUCACGAUUUUGUAUUCUAUGAUUCACCUUCCUAUCGUAAAACGAAAAGUUUAAAAUUGCGUUUAUCAAAUGGAAUUUUAAUAAUAAGCCCAUUAACAUUUCAUUUAUCGAAACUUGAGCAUCUAGAAAUAACUCCAGGCUCAGUUAUGUUGGAACCAAAAACUUUUCAGAGAUUAAAUCAUUUAAAGUCUCUUAAAUUGAAAGUUAAUGAAACAGAUGUAAGUUUUUAUCAAGUAUUGCCAAAUUUUCCGAAUUUAGAAAGUUUAGAAUUGAUUGAAUAUGAAUUUGAAAGUAUUUGUGAUCCAUGGAACACUCAUCUCAACAUAUCAAGUUUAAAUUAUACAGCAAGUAUUAUUAAUAAACUAUCAUCAGGGUCAUUCAGAUGUUUGCCAAAUCUUAAGAGUUUAAUAAUAACGAGAACAAACGUGUCCGUGAUAGUAUUUGGUGCUUUUGAAAAUUUAAAAAACCUAGAAAGACUAGAAUUAACAUCCAACUGGGGAAUAACUUCUAUCCCAAGAAAUUUUUUGCAUGAAUUGACAAAUCUGAAAAUCCUGAAUUUAGCUAACAAUUCAAUAUUGAGAAUUGACAGUGAUGCAUUUGCUCCAAUAAAUAACAAUUGUCAAAUACUUAAUCUAAGUUACAAUUUUUUGGAAUUUUUGGAAUAUGGAUGUUUCAAAAAUUUUGAAUGCGAAACAGUUGAUCUUGGUGGAAAUAACAUUCAGUAUAUUGGAAGUAAUGAAUUUAAAAAUUCAAUAAUUAUUAGAUUGUUUUUGGAUGACAAUAUUAUUAAUAAAUUCGAUAACAAAAGACGUUGGGGUCUCCAAAAUUCUACCACAGUAUAUUUUAAGUACAAUUAUUACGAAACUGUGACUAACACAGAUAAAAACUACACCCAUUGUUAUGAGAGUGAUCAGGAUAUUUAUGUUAUUUGCAAAAAACUAAAAUAUAUAUCAUCGGUAUCACAGAAAGUGUUGCCUUAUAGACUUUUGCCAACGACACUUGCAAUUUAUGACAAUGGAGCAUAUGGAAUUAAUUCCGAUGCCUUUGUUGAUUUGAGCAUUGAAACAUUGAUAAUAGAAUCAUCUGCCGAUGCGUUUCAUGUACGAGAAAACUCAUUUAUGAACAUGAAGAAACUCAAAAAUCUUCAACUUAUUACAAGUCGAAUUAUUCUAAAUGAAGGUUCAAUUUUACCAAUAAAGGAUACCUUGGAAAAUUUGACAUUGUCAGUAGAUGAAUUAUAUGUUUAUCUUUGUAAAGUAAUAAUAAUGUUAAAAAAAUUAAAAUUCUUGAUAAUUCAAAAUCACUAUGCUUUUCAAUUUCAUCAGUGUGGUGUUUUUAAUAAUGAUUAUUAUAUCACACUGAGAAGUCUCAGAUAUAAUGGUGGAUCAUUCGAAAUUCUUCCAUCAAAAUCAUUUGAAUUGUUAAAAACAUUGGAACAUCUAGCUAUUUAUCAAAGUAGUCUUCAAGAAAUUGAAGCUGAAGCAUUCAAUGGUCUUCAAAAUCUUAGAAUUCUUAUCAUACAGUUCAAUCGAAAUUUAACUGUCAUCAAGAAAGGUGUACUCAGUGGAUUGAAAAACUUGGAUAUACUUAUAUUGAAACGCAAUUCAAUAUCACUUAUUGAGGAUGAAGUAUUUAUGGAUUUAAAUAAAACAAUAUCUUUGUUAGACCUUAGUAGCAAUAAAAUACAAUCAAUCACACAAAAAACUUUUGAAGGAGUUCUUAUUGGACAAUUAGAUCUUUCGGAUAAUCGAAUAAUACAUUAUGACGAACAAUAUAUGAAAGUUGGAACACUUUAUAUAUUUAAUAAUGAUAAAAUAAUUUAUAAAGAUGAUAGCAAAGUAACUAAAAUUCAAUCAUCAUGUCACAUGCAAGGAUUAUUGAUAAUUUGUGUUGAAGACAAUGUCAUGACAUUUGUAAGUCUCAAUCAAAAUUUACUUGACCCUGAUAUAGAAUUGUCUGAUUUACGUAAAAGCUCAAUUGAUAUACCAAUUGAAAUACAAGUUAAUAAUAUAUCAUCAAUUGAUAAAAAUGCAUGGACAAUUGAAAUGGGGGCAUUGGUAUUGAACCACGCUAUGAAAUUUGUGAAUGUAAGCAAUAAUCAAUUGGUUAAUAUCAAAGCAGGAACAUUCAAAGGAAUGAAAUGUGACUACCUUGAUUUGAGUGGAAAUAAAAUUUUAUCUCAUGAGAUAAAUAUACUUGGUCUUGCUGAUAUUAAAAAAUGGAAUAUUAAUGGUCAUAUCGGUUUUCAAGGUCAUGCUACAAAAGCCGAGGAUCCAUAG